AUGGUAUUAUCGCUACUAGUUACUAGUCUUGGGGUCAUACUUGUGUGUGUAGAGGCAAUAAAUUACCCUGGUGGGUGGUUACCAAAUGAUCGACAGUGCGUCGAUAUUUGUACGCACGCCUCUUCCAGCCCAACCUGUCCAACGCAAGACCCAUCGUGUCUUGCUAAGAAACAGCGACCAGGAGACUAUGAUUUCCUAGUGUUAGAGCAGCUCUUUCUGCCACAAUUUUGCCGUGCUUUGCUCGCAGGGGUGGAUCUCACACUCUCUCAUCGCAAUGUAAACAAAUAUCCACGAGGUAUCGUGUGUGAUCCUUCCAAAGCAGUCAGCAAGCUCACGAUCCAUGGCCUCUGGCCCAACUACAACAACGGAUUUCCCGCUUGCUGCAACGUAAGCGACACAAUCCACAACGAGCCGCUGGACCCGCUGAGCUACGCAGUAGAGUCGGCAGAGCUACUGAGAGAGAUGAAUGAUGUAUGGGUAGACCCGACGCAGCCUUCAAGUUUCCGUACUCUGUGCGAGCUGUACAACCACGAGUUCCAGAAGCAUGGACUGUGCUACGCCGCCAACGGUAGAAAGGACUUUGAUGUCAGCGCUAGAGAAUAUUUUCGCGCAACAAUACAUGCUGCUGCUGUCUACAAGGAGGCUACCGUGACAAUAAAUCUUUGGGCGGCUGCAAGCAAUCCGAAGACAACAGUCGCUGCGAUCACUGCAUUGUACCAGACGCGAGUGCAGAUUUUGUGCUCGGCUGUUGAGUCAAUAGGAGGUGAAUCUGAAAAUAGCUUUGCUGCCAUACAUGUUUGCUUUAGCAAACCGGCUAAUGCCUCUGCUGCUCUAACCCCGAUCGACUGCAACGAUCCGUCCCCGACCGCCGUGUUUGUCCCGUGUAGUUCUGCAAUCCCUGUUACGCUCACCAAGUACAUUCCACCACCUCCAGUAGCGUUAUCAGCCGUGACUUCUGAGCUCUAUACUUUCAUGUGA
This is a messenger RNA of Peronospora farinosa, 978 nucleotides long. The record is from the annotation of a GenBank genome assembly. Lineage: Eukaryota; Oomycota; Peronosporomycetes; Peronosporales; Peronosporaceae.